This is a messenger RNA of Spinacia oleracea (spinach), 1158 nucleotides long. Its product is annotated as membrin-11. The record is from RefSeq and is a predicted model, not a curated record. Lineage: Eukaryota; Viridiplantae; Streptophyta; Magnoliopsida; Caryophyllales; Amaranthaceae. Gene Ontology annotation, cellular component: Golgi apparatus; ER to Golgi transport vesicle membrane; SNARE complex. Bases 150 to 851 code for a protein of 233 amino acids. Gene Ontology annotation, biological process: vesicle fusion; vesicle-mediated transport. Gene Ontology annotation, molecular function: SNAP receptor activity; SNARE binding. The transcript has 4 exons.
CGCACUAGUAUUAUAGUAGUGUAUAGUACUAAUUCGGUGUCAUAUUGGGAUAUUUGGGAAUUGAUCAUGUAGGAGAACGAAAGUGCGACUCCAGCAAACCAACUUCCUGAUCCCGAGAGAGUGAGAAAGUUAUUGAAGAGCCAAGAUCAAUGGACGGCGUAGUAGUUGGCGCCGGCGGUGGCGGUGGAACAACGUUAUCGGAGGUGUAUCAAAAUGCGAAGAGAUUACAAUUGAAGAUCAGAGACUCCCUUGAGAGACUUGAACGCCUCGAAUCAUCCACCUCCUCUGCAUCCGCCGCCUCACCGGAGUUCGCUUUUGAUGUCAAGAAGGACAUAUCUCAAUUGCAUUCUCUUUGUUCGGAUAUGGAUCAUCUUUGGCGAUCCGUUGCCGUAAGAUCUCAGCGCGAUCUUUGGAAAAGAAAGGUUGAACAAGUUGCUGAAGAGGCAUAUUCACUGAAAGAAAGUUUAGAUAAGUACUUUAUGAGGAACCAAAGGCGGAUGCAGGAAGCAAAAGAGAGGGCUGAAUUGCUGGGAGGAGCUAAUGGGGAAUCUUCUCAUGUUCUAAGAAUCUUUGACGACGAAGCACGAGCAAUGCAGUCAGCUCGCAAUUCUUCAAGGAUGUUAGAAGAUGCUUAUUCAACUGGGGUGGCCAUCCUUUCAAAGUUUUCAGAGCAAAGAGAAAGCAUGAAGAGUGCACAACGCAAGUUACUUGACGUCCUGAAUACAGUGGGGCUCUCCAACUCUGUGCUAAGGUUGAUUGAGAGGCGGAACCGUGUAGAUACUUGGAUAAAAUUUGCUGGCAUGAUCCUCACUUUUGUCGUCUUGAUUGUAUUGUGGAGGUGGAAACACUAACAAACCCCAUUGCUGUCUAAACCUGUCUCUUUGUAGAGUCCUUGCAAAACAACUCGGUUUCGUGCAUAGGGUAAAAAACAGGUAUGCUUCACGGUUAGUAUCACAAUUGUUGGAUAGUGAAUGAUUAUUGUAAAAAGAUUGGUCUUUAGCAGAGAAAAGUUCUCAGUAUUAUGAGCUUUAGAUAGUCUACGGAAAUGUAAAUACUGUUAUACUUUGUUUUAGGGUUCUUUUAAAGGAAACGGCACUACAAAACAUUUCUUGUACGUUAUUUUAUUGUAGUUAUUUGGAGUGUCAUUUUGUUUGCUAA